AUGUAUUUGAGCAGUUAAAGGAUUAUUGAAAUCAAUAUCUUUAAGAAGUAGAGAAAUCAAAAAAGGUAAAUUAUAUUUUAUAAGAUACUUUACAAAUCUUAUCUUUAAUAUUUAAAUAUGGAAUGGAAGCUACUAUUUCUGAUGAAUUUAGAUAAAAUUAUAAAUAAAUAGAUAUUAUAAAUUGUAUUGAUGUUAUUCCAUAAAUUCUAGCAAGAAUCCAAAUUUAAAAUCCGAUAAUUUAAUAAUUAUUAUAAGAUUUAUUAAUACAUAUCAGUCGUAUACAUCCAUAAGCUCUUAUUUAUCCAUUACUGUUGCUUGUAAAUCAAAAGAUUAUAAGUCUUAAAGAUAUUAGAUGAUAUGAAAAAACAUUCUCCAAUUCUGGUUAAUGGAGCCUUAAUAAUUAGUGAAGAACUAAAUCGUACUGCUAUAUUAUUAAAAGAAGCAUGGAGAGAAGGUAUUUAAGAAGCAUGGACAUCUUUUUCAUAUGAUAAAAAUAAAACCCAUUUAGAGAGAAUUCUAAGAGGUUUACAUGAUAAUAUGAGAGUUAAACUUGAAAGUUUAAGUGAAAUCCAAUUUCAUUAAACAUAUGGAUAAGAAAUAUUUGAAGCUGAAGCUUGGUAACAAAGACAUUUGAGAACAGAAGAUUAAGUUUGUUUGUGUGUGCAUUUGAUAUAUAUACAAGAAUUUAUCAUAAAGUCUAGAAAAAAAGAAGAAAGUUCAUCUUGA
Paramecium sonneborni is the source of this 726-nucleotide messenger RNA. NCBI's taxonomy places the organism in Eukaryota, Ciliophora, Oligohymenophorea, Peniculida, Parameciidae. The record is from the annotation of a GenBank genome assembly.